AUGGGGACAAAUGCUCAAUUCAUGUUAUUGGAGAUUAGUAGUGGCAAUGCAGAUAUUUGGAACUUAGCUGUGGUGCAUGCCAGUCCCAUGGCUCAUUUACGUAAUAAAUUAUGGAACACUCUCAAAAAGGAAAAACUCAACAUUAAUAAUCAUCGAAUAGCUACAGGAGAUUUCAACUCGGUAACUAAAAGGGAGGAAGUUAGCAACCCAGGAAGCUUUGAUAACCACAGAAGUGCCAAGUUCAACGAAUGGAUUUUUUACGAAGCUCUUGUGGAUUUGGGAUUCAAUGGACAAUGUUUUACUUGGAAGAGAGGAAAUGAGAAUUCCAAUUUUAGAGGGGCCAGGCUUGACAGAGCUCUCUGCUCAAUUGACUGGUUGGAAAGAUCUACUAAAACAAAAGUUCAUCACCUAGCUGCUAUUAAUUCGGACCACUGCCCCAUCUUAAUCUCUAUUGGCGAUUGGUCUGAGGUUAGGACAAGCGAUUUUAGAUACCAAGGCUCUUGA
Ipomoea triloba (trilobed morning glory) is the source of this 504-nucleotide messenger RNA. RefSeq lists its product as uncharacterized. Lineage: Eukaryota; Viridiplantae; Streptophyta; Magnoliopsida; Solanales; Convolvulaceae. The transcript has a single exon. The coding region runs from base 1 to 504 and encodes 167 amino acids. The record is from RefSeq and is a predicted model, not a curated record.